Messenger RNA from Racocetra persica, 129 nucleotides. Lineage: Eukaryota; Fungi; Glomeromycota; Glomeromycetes; Diversisporales; Gigasporaceae. The record is from the annotation of a GenBank genome assembly.
AUGCCUGUUGUAUCUGUGCACAUUAAAGUAAAAAGUGUAAAAGUAAACUGGAUUGGUGUUUCUGUACCUAAAAAUAUUACAGUAAAACAGUUUUAUGAAGAUCUUGUUGCAGGAAAAAUUGUUCCUGAG